GUGAUUUCACAGAAAUAGAAGGAAAGUCGGGUCUUCACUGUCUUUAUGAUGAUUUUUUUGGCUGGAGCGACAACCUGCACCUCAAUUUAUGGCAGUGCGAGAUUAGAGGGAGGGGCAGUCUAAUUGUGACGUCACAUCCGAUAAAAUGGCGGCCGAAACAGAGCUUGAGUUGGAAAUAAAGAAAAAAUUAACUGAUCAGUUAGAACCUACACAUAUAGAACUAAAAGAUAUUUCUGGAGGCUGUGGAAAGAGCUUUGAGGUAUUAAUCGUCUCAGAGAAAUUCAAAGACAAGCCCCUUUUGGAGAGACACAGAUUAGUGAACGGGAUUCUUUCAGAAGAGAUCAAACUACUACAUGCUUUUUCACAGAAGACAUAUACACCAGAACAAUGGCACAAAAUGAACAAUUAAAUAAUUAUUACUAUAAUGUAACAGCCAUGAGGGCAAAGUAUAUGUAAUAUAUUACUGUUACUAUUACCCCAUGAUGUCUGAUACAUGUACAUGCGCAAUCAUUAAAUUCUGGAAUUAAAAAUUGUACAAUUUCUAAUACAAAAAUGGUUGAUUUUUUUUAAUUAAAAAA
This is a messenger RNA of Amphimedon queenslandica, 578 nucleotides long. RefSeq lists its product as uncharacterized. Lineage: Eukaryota; Metazoa; Porifera; Demospongiae; Haplosclerida; Niphatidae. Gene Ontology annotation, molecular function: 2 iron, 2 sulfur cluster binding. The record is from RefSeq and is a predicted model, not a curated record. Gene Ontology annotation, cellular component: cytosol; nucleus. Bases 146 to 409 code for a protein of 87 amino acids. Gene Ontology annotation, biological process: protein maturation; intracellular iron ion homeostasis. The transcript has 2 exons.